This is a messenger RNA of Gordionus sp. m RMFG-2023, 1045 nucleotides long. RefSeq names its product ribosome biogenesis protein NSA2 homolog. The record is from RefSeq and is a predicted model, not a curated record. Gene Ontology annotation, cellular component: preribosome, large subunit precursor; nucleolus. Gene Ontology annotation, biological process: maturation of 5.8S rRNA; maturation of LSU-rRNA. The transcript has 7 exons. Bases 112 to 906 code for a protein of 264 amino acids. Lineage: Eukaryota; Metazoa; Nematomorpha; Gordioida; Chordodea; Parachordodidae.
CUGUCUAUUCUCAGUUUGCCUGUCAACUCUCAGUUUAGUUACACCCGAUAGAAGGCAGGUUUUACUCAUCAUUUUUAGGUGUCAUUAUUAUAUUCAUAUUCCGUAGGAACCAUGCCACAAAACGAAUAUAUAGAACGGUUUCGAAAAGAACAUGGUCGUAGAUUUGAUUAUGAAGAAAGAAAGAGGAAAAAAGAAUCCAGAGAAGGUCACAAACGCUCAUUAAAAGCUAAAAAAUUAAAGGGUUUAAGAGCUAAAUUUUACAACAAAAAACUUCACGCUGAAAAAAUUGCCUUGCAAAAAACAAUUAAAUCACAUCAAUUGAAACAGACCAAUAAUAAAUCCAAGAAUGAACAAAAGACACCUAAAGGAGCUGUUCCACCAUAUCUUCUGGAUAGAGAAGCUUUUAAUCAAAACUCAUCUAAAGUAUUAUCAAAUAUGAUAAAACAAAAAAGGAAAGAAAAAGCGGGUAAAUGGGAUGUGCAUAUACCCAAAGUCAAAGGAAUUUCAGAAAAAGAAGUAUUUAAAGUUAUCCGAACUGGGAAAUCAAAAAAAAAAGCUUGGAAAAGAAUGGUUACUAAAGUAUGUUAUGUUGGCGAAAAUUUUACAAGAAAACCACCAAAGUUUGAACGCUUCAUAAGGCCAAUGGGUUUAAGAUUUAACAAAGCUCAUGUGACACAUCCAGAGUUAAAAGCCACUUUUCAGCUACCCAUCAUCGGAGUUAAAAAGAACCCAAAUUCCGCCCUUUAUACAUCACUUGGGGUCAUCACAAAAGGAACUGUUAUUGAGGUAAACGUGAGUGAACUAGGACUCGUUACACCUGGAGGAAAAAUAGUCUGGGGAAAAUAUGCUCAAGUCACGAAUGUUCCAGAAAAUGAUGGUUGUAUAAAUGCAGUUCUUCUCGUUUAAAAUAUUCGGAUUAUCAAUCGCAAAUACAUUGAAUUUUAUCAUACGAAAUCUUUUUUUUUGUAAAAAAUGAAAUAGAUGUAAAUGUAAGCGUGUUUUAUGUGAGUUCUAUUUAUUACAAACAUAAUAAAAUUUAAACGUU